Messenger RNA from Phragmites australis (common reed), 2158 nucleotides. RefSeq names its product nicotianamine synthase 2-like. Bases 77 to 1897 code for a protein of 606 amino acids. Lineage: Eukaryota; Viridiplantae; Streptophyta; Magnoliopsida; Poales; Poaceae. Gene Ontology annotation, molecular function: nicotianamine synthase activity. The record is from RefSeq and is a predicted model, not a curated record. Gene Ontology annotation, biological process: nicotianamine biosynthetic process. The transcript has 2 exons.
ACACGAGCAGUCAAGCGCUUGCCGCUUUGGAGCUCAAGGCACAUCUCCUCAAUUCCCAAGCGUAGCAGUAAGUGACAUGGAGGCCCAAAACCACGAGGUGGCUGCCCUGGUGCAAAAGAUCGCCGGCCUCCACGCCGCCAUCGCCAAGUUGCCGUCGCUGAGCCCGUCCCCCAACGUCGACGCGCUGUUCACCGACCUCGUCACUGCCUGCGUCCCGCCGAGCCCCGUCGACGUGACUAAGCUCGGCCCUGAGGCGCAGAAGAUGCGGGAGGAGAUCAUCCGCCUCUGUUCCGACGCCGAGGGGCAGCUCGAGGCGCACUACUCCGACAUGCUCGCCGCCUUCGACAACCCGCUUGACCACCUCGGCCGCUUCCCUUACUUCAGCAACUACAUCAACCUGGGCAAGCUGGAGUACGAUCUCCUGGUCCGGUACGUCCCGGGCCUCGCGCCAUCCCGAGUUGCCUUCGUGGGGUCAGGCCCCUUGCCGUUCAGCUCGCUCGUGCUCGCCGCGCGCCACUUGCCGAACACGUCGUUCGACAACUACGACAUGUGCGGUCCCGCCAAUGACCGUGCGCGGAAGCUGGUCCGCGCGGACAAGGACUUGCGUGAGCGCAUGUCCUUCCACACGGCCGACGUCGCCAACCUGAGGGACGAGCUCGGCAAGUACGACGUGGUUUUCCUUGCCGCACUCGUUGGCAUGGCGGCCGAGGACAAGGCCAAAGUGGUCGCGCACCUUGGCAGGCACAUGGCGGACGGAGCGGCCCUUGUUGUCCGGAGCGCGCACGGUGCUCGUGGGUUCCUGUACCCUAUCGUUGAUCCUGAGGACAUCCGCCGUGGAGGGUUCGACGUGCUGGCCGUGUACCACCCGGACGACGAGGUGAUCAACUCCGUCAUCAUCGCGCGUAAGCUGGACGCCCGCGCCCAAAACCACGAGGUGGCUGCCCUGGUGCAAAAGAUCGCCGGCCUCCACGCCGCCAUCGCCAAGUUGCCGUCGCUGAACCCGUCCCCCAACGUCGACGCGCUGUUCACCGACCUCGUCACUGCCUGCGUCCCGCCGAGCCCCGUCGACGUGACUAAGCUCGGCCCUGAGGCGCAGAAGAUGCGGGAGGAGCUCAUCCGCCUCUGCUCCGACGCCGAGGGGCAUCUCGAGGCGCACUACUCCGACAUGCUCGCCGCCUUCGACAACCCGCUUGACCACCUCGGCCGCUUCCCUUACUUCAGCAACUACAUCAACCUGAGCAAGCUCGAGUACGAUCUCCUGGUCCGAUACGUCCCGGGCCUCGCGCCAUCCCGAGUCGCCUUCGUGGGGUCAGGCCCCUUGCCGUUCAGCUCGCUCGUGCUCGCCGCGCGCCACUUGCCGAACACGUCGUUCGACAACUACGACAUGUGCGGCCCCGCCAACGACCGUGCGCGGAAGCUGGUCCUCGCGGACAAGGACUUGCGUGAGCGCAUGUCCUUCCACACUGCCGACGUCGCCAACCUGAGGGACGAGCUCGGCAAGUACGACGUGGUUUUCCUUGCCGCACUCGUUGGCAUGGCGUCCGAGGACAAGGCCAAAGUGGUCGCGCACCUUGGCAGGCACAUGGCGGACGGAGCGGCCCUUGUUGUCCGGAGCGCGCACGGUGCUCGUGGGUUCCUGUACCCUAUCGUUGAUCCUGAGGACAUCCGCCGUGGAGGGUUCGACGUGCUGGCCGUGUACCACCCGGACGACGAGGUGAUCAACUCCGUCAUCAUCGCGCGUAAGCUGGACGCCCGCGCGAACAGACUUCAGAUGAAUGGGCGUGAUCACACUAGCGGCCCGGUGCCGAUAGUGAGCCCGCCGUGCAAGUGCUGCAAGAUGGAGGCGCACGCGCUGCAGAAGAGGGAGGAGAUGACGACGAAGGAACUGUCCGUUUGACGCGACGAAACGAGGAGCCAUGCGGGGUGAUUAUAAGACGAUCACUGUUUGAUAACGUAAUCUCAUGGUAUUGUUCCUACGUGCUUCUUUGUUUGACGUCAUGCGUUUUGUACGUAAGUGUGUAACGUGCUUUCUUAUAUGUGUGUUGUGUGCCAACACUUGUGUCCGAUGCGAAAGACAUCGAUGAGGACACUAUGCCAAGGAAUAAAACGUGUUUGUAAGUGUGCUAUUUAAAUAAGGGGACCCCUAGUUGGCUGUUGA